Molecule: messenger RNA, 1874 nt
Organism: Dermacentor silvarum
Lineage: Eukaryota; Metazoa; Arthropoda; Arachnida; Ixodida; Ixodidae
Product: acetylcholinesterase
Exons: 4
Coding region: 149-1792 (547 amino acids)
Biological process (GO): choline metabolic process; acetylcholine catabolic process
Cellular component (GO): plasma membrane
Molecular function (GO): acetylcholinesterase activity
Source: RefSeq, a predicted model, not a curated record
GGGCGGCAGAUUUUGCGCGGUCCGGCCAGCUAGAGUGGGAGCGCUGCGCCUGCCCGGUUGUCACGGGGCGCAUCACGGUUUCUUUGACAUCGUCAGGCGAAGCGCAAGCCCACGGUCCGAGCCAGAGGUUCACAACUGCGCGGUCACGAUGGAGCUAACAGGCAUGGCGGCGAAAUCAGCGGUCGGCCUGCUUCUAGUCAUCGCACUGACCGUUGUGGCUGAUGAGGUGCACGUGGAAAGGGAUACCACCGAGGGACGUGUCCGUGGCAAAGUGGUGCACGUUCUGGACAACAAGGCCGUCGAAGAGUACCGCGGCAUUCCGUUUGCAGAGCCACCCGUGGGAAAGCUUCGAUUCAGGCCUCCUCAGCCAAAGGCGCCUUGGCAAGACACCCUGGACGCUACCUCCGGAUCUACGGCUUGCACACAGGUAGAGAUGCCAAUGGUCCCGAUGGGCAACGUUACGUUCACAGAAGACUGCCUCUACCUCAACGUUUGGGUUCCCGAGAGAGCCAUGAACCCGGGCUCGAAACGACCCGUGCUAGUAUGGAUCCAUGGAGGAGGCUUCACGUUCGGCAGUGCCAAUCAGUGGGAGUAUAAUGGCGCAGUGCUCGCCGCGACCACGAACGUCCUCGUCGUCUCCAUGAACUACCGCCUCGGCAUCCUGGGCUUCCUUAGCGCCAACUCACCCGAAGCACCGGGCAACGUUGGUCUCCUGGACCAAGUCGCAGUCCUGAAGUGGGUGCAGCGGAACAUCGAGUCCUUCGGAGGCGACCCGGAUCUCGUGACUCUGUUCGGAGAAAGCGCGGGUGCAAUGAGCGCGCACGCACACGUCAUGUCUCCGAUGAGCGAGGGCCUCUUCAAGAGGGCCGUUUUGAUGAGCGGCACCAUGUACAACAUCGACAUGUGGGACAUGGUCCACGAGAGUAUGGUGAAGGGGAACAAGGUGGCCAACAUUGUGGGCUGCUCCAAAGGCGGCAACAUCGACCUCUCGUCCAACGCCGAGGACAUCAUUGACUGCUUCCGGAAGAAGUCCGCCGACGAGCUCGUCAAGGCGGCCGUUGAGAGCGUUGCCCCCAAAAUGGUUCCUUUCCUCCCGAUCUACCACGACGCCUUCCUGCCAAGGAUGCCGCUGGUGGCCAUGAACCGCGGUUUCUUCGCGCCGGUCGACAUUCUGGCUGGCGUCACUUCGGACGAGGGGGCUUUACUUGUUCUGUUUCCGCCGCAACCAAAUCUCCUGCCCGAAGACCUCGACGCGAGUGGUCCCGAGAACCUCGAGGAUUCUCUUCGCGCAGUUGUGUCCACGUGGGUAAAGGAGAGCAUACCGGAUAUAGAGGACAAAUACACCGACGAUGCGCCAGAAGGCGACAAAAACGCCCUCAGGCGCCAACACCUGGACUACGUGUCCGACCGGCUGUUCAACUGCCCGCUGCGGUUCACGGCGGAGAAGCACAGUGAGAGGGGCAACAGGGUGUUCGCCUACAUCUUCGGGCACAAGUACGACGCUUUCAACUUGCCGGCCUGGAUGGGAGUGCCUCACGCCACUGAGCUGCAGUUCGCGUUCGGCGUACCCUACGCCGCACAGUCAGACUCUCCGAAUGGUCGCAUGAGCGAAGCCUUCAUGCGAAUGUUGGCAAGCUUCGGCGAAAGCGGGGUUCCCGAGCUGCCCAACAAGCAGAAGUGGCCGAAGUACACCAAGCGAUCACCAACUAUGGUUCUCAUGGAUAACAACAACUUCAGUGAGACGAAGGGAUUCCGUGCGAAGCAGUGCGAGCGCUGGAAGUCACUGUUUUAAGAUGAAAUUAUUUUUAGCUCUCUUCUGGUAUAUACUGCUUCUGGAGCUGUACAGUGUUGCAGAAUAAAUUAUUUUCUGUGUA